AUGGCUGUGGUUAUGAACACUCGAGAACCUGCUACGCUGGAAAGCGUCGAAAAGAAUUCCAAAGCAGAAGCUGAUUUAAACCUGGUACAGAGCCAUGUUAGAGACCUUGAUGCUCAGCUGAACGCAAAGGAAGCUGACUUAGCCACAGCUCUGAAUGAGAAGCAACGUUUGGAGAAUGACCUUCGUGAAUUAAAGGAUCAUGUAGUCACUCUGAAGUCGUCACUAGAAGAUACCAAAAAGCAUCUCCACAAUGAAAUGCUGAAGAGGGUGGACCUGGAAAAUCAUAUGAAAAAUUUGCAGGAACAACUGACAUUCCAGAAGUGCCUUCAUGAAGAUGAGCUCAAGGAGGCAAAAAGAGUCCAUGAGAGCAUGAUAGCAGAAAUAGAAUCUGUCCAACAGAGAGAAUUUGAGAGCAAGCUUCUGAAUGCUCUGCAGAGUCUCAGAAAAGAACAAGAAGAACAAAUUCAAGGGUACAAAGAGGAGCUGGUGCGAACAUUUGGUCAAAAAGUGGAGAAUGCUCAGCUGUCUGCAGCAAAAAAUAUCAACCUGGCCAAUGUUGCUCGGGAGGAGCUGAUGGAAACAAAACUAAGAAUUGAUAAUCUGACUUCUGAAAUGGAUCGUUUUCAAAGCAAGAAUGUUGCUUUGGAGAACAGAAUAAGGGAGCUACAGGAGAUGUUGGAUUAUGAUCAGGAUCUCCAUCGAAGGCGUAUGGCUGAAAAGGAGAAGGAAAUCAAAGAAGCUCAGGAGCAGGCACAAGCACAACUGGAAGAAUAUGAGCAUCUCUUAGACGUGAAACUGGCUCUCGAUCUGGAAAUACGUACCUACAGACAGUUGCUGGAAGUUGAGGAACAGAGGCUGAAGCUGUCACCAAGACCGUCUUCACACAGCACUGCAAGUCAAGCAGCAAGUCAAGGGCAACAGUUCCUGCAUGGAAGGAAAAGGAAAAUGAAAGAAGCCAAAACGAGAGGGCAUAGUGCUGGAUUUAAGAAUAUUCAGCAUGGUUCAUCUUCUGGAAGUCUAUCUAUUGAAGAAAUCGAUGCAGAUGGAAAAUUUGUCAGGCUUAAAAACAACUCUGACAAGGAUCAACCUCUACGUGGAUGGGUGUUAAGAAGACAUCUGGGAAGUGUGUCAGAUGUAACAUACAAAUUUCCUUCACGCUUCACUCUCCGGGCAGGCCAAGUAGUUACAAUCUGGGGUGCAGCUGCUGGUGCAAGCCCAGGUCCUAACGAUCUGGUCUGGAAGUGUCAGAAUUCUUGGGGAUCUGGGGCCAACAUUGAUGUUACACUCAUCACAGAUGCUGGUGAGGAACUUGCAGAGAGGAGGAUGAUGCACAUACCCAGGGGAGAAGAAAGCAGUGAGCAAGAUGAUGUUUUUGAAGAAGUAACUGGAAGUGAAAUGGAGUUUCCACCUCAGAUGUCUGACUGCGAAUAA
This is a messenger RNA of Apaloderma vittatum (bar-tailed trogon), 1431 nucleotides long. RefSeq names its product lamin-L(III)-like. Bases 1 to 1431 code for a protein of 476 amino acids. The transcript is spliced from 11 exons. The record is from RefSeq and is a predicted model, not a curated record. NCBI's taxonomy places the organism in Eukaryota, Metazoa, Chordata, Aves, Trogoniformes, Trogonidae.